GACCGCAGAUGGAAAGAAAGCCUUGUUCAAGACGGUGAGUGGGAUCUUGAGCAAGCACCGGGAGGCAGCCACCCAAGAUCUGAAGCAGCAGCUCACCCAGCCCGAGAAGAAGAAGAAGUUGCCUGUGGCGAAAGGACCGAAGAGACCGGCCGUGGAGUACGAAGCCAAGCCUACGAAACGCCGUCCGAGGCCGAGUUGUUCGAAGAGCGGACAGCCAAAGGCCAUCCGGGACAAAGAGCCGGAGCCGAGCGCCAAAGAGAGAGAGGAGGACGAGGAGAAGACCAAGGAGGCCGAGGAUGAGGACGAGGAGGAUCCCGAGUUUUUGGGAUCGAAGGAUGUCCCGACCCCGCCGGACAGUGCAGAGUUGGAUGGCGAUGACGACGAGGAGAUUCCCGACUCCGAGGAGCUGGACCGGUUUAUGGAGGACUCCGACGAGGAUGCCGAUGUCUUCGCCGAGGAGUUUGCUGUGGAGAAAAAAGAGAAGGACUCCGGCCAGGCGAAGGGAAUCCCCGCGAAGGUCCAGCAGUACUUGGAGAAGUUGGACAAGGAGCUUGCCGCCCUCAUCCCCAAAGUGCUGACAGAGCCAUCCUGUUGCACCUAG
Symbiodinium sp. CCMP2456 is the source of this 601-nucleotide messenger RNA. NCBI's taxonomy places the organism in Eukaryota, Dinophyceae, Suessiales, Symbiodiniaceae. The record is from the annotation of a GenBank genome assembly.